CAUGGUGCACCAUCUCAAGUCAUGAGGACACAAAGUGCACAGCUUUCAGUGAAAAAGUGAAAAACCUCCCUCAGGCUGCUGCUACUCUUGCCUGUGUGAGGAAAGGCUCCUACCAUGAGUGCAUCCAGGCCAUUGCGGACAACAAAGCAGAUGCUGUGACACUGGAUGCAGGUUUGGUGUUUGACGCGGGCCGAGCCCCAUUCAACCUGAAACCUGUAGUGGCAGAGUACUACGGGUCAAAAGAGAAUCCACAAACCAGCUAUUAUGCUGUGGCCGUGGUGAAGAAGGGCAGCGGCUUCCAGCUGAAUGAGCUUCGAGGCAAGAAGUCCUGCCACACAGGCCUUGGCAGGUCCGCUGGGUGGAACAUCCCCAUGGGCACACUCUAUUCUGAAUUGCCUGAGCCACAGGAAUCUCUUCAGAAAGCAGCGUCCAAUUUCUUCGCGGCCAGCUGUGUCCCCGGUGCGGAUGGGACAGCCUUCCCCAAACUGUGUCAGCUGUGUGCUGGGAAAGGGAAAGACAAGUGUGCCUCCUCCCACCAUGAACCGUACUCUGGAUACUCGGGUGCCUUCAAGUGUUUAAUGGAUGGUGCUGGGGAAGUGGCCUUUGUCAAACACUUGACGGUAUUGGAGGACCUUCCACACCAGGCUGACAGGGACCAGUAUGAGCUCCUCUGCAGGGACAACACCCGGAAGCCAGUAGACAAAUAUGAGGAGUGCCACCUGGCCGCUGUCCCUUCCCAUGCCGUUGUGGCCCGAAGUGUAGGUGGCAAGGAGGACUUGAUCUGGGAGCUUCUCAACCAGGCCCAG
Molecule: messenger RNA, 806 nt
Organism: Myotis lucifugus (little brown bat)
Lineage: Eukaryota; Metazoa; Chordata; Mammalia; Chiroptera; Vespertilionidae
Product: serotransferrin-like
Exons: 6
Biological process (GO): antibacterial humoral response; iron ion transport
Cellular component (GO): recycling endosome; early endosome; extracellular region
Source: RefSeq, a predicted model, not a curated record